UUCCUUUGAAAACAAACUCAAUUUCUCUACAUUUAUUCAUCUCAUCUGAAUUGAAUUAUCCCACUUGGGAUUUCCAAUUUCUCUCGAGAAUCGGCACCAGUUUUGACUUCAAUUCUACACAAAGUUCCAGAAUUAUUGUUAUCAAAUUUAAUUGAAAGUUCUGAUUUUUAUAUCCCUUUUUGGUUGUGGAAAUUGUUCAAAAAGAUGGGUGAAAACGCUGCCGGAAAGCACCAACAAGCAUUCGAUCUCGGCGGAGGUUUCGCUCCUCAGGCACCGUCCAAGUGCUUCGAUGACGACGGACGACUCAAAAGAUCUGGGACUGUUUGGACUGCUAGUGCACAUAUCAUAACGGCGGUCAUAGGCUCCGGCGUGCUAUCACUGGCGUGGGCCACGGCUCAGCUCGGUUGGGUCGCCGGACCCACCGUUCUUUUCCUCUUCUCCUUUGUCACUUACUACACUUCUUGCCUUCUCGCCGCCUGUUACCGCUCCGGCGACCCUGUUUCCGGCAAACGGAACUACACUUACAUGGAAGCUGUUCAGAACAAUCUUGGUGGGUUUCAGGUGAAAAUUUGUGGGUUUAUUCAGUACUUCAAUCUUGUCGGAGUAGCAAUCGGAUACACCAUUGCAGCUUCCAUUAGCAUGAUAGCAAUAAAGAGAUCAAGUUGUUUCCAUGAAAAAGGUCACCAGAAUCCCUGUGGAGUUUCAGGGACUCCAUACAUGAUCAUGUUUGGUGUUGUAGAAAUCCUCUUCUCUCAAAUUCCAGAUUUUGAUCAGAUUUCAUGGCUGUCAAUGUUGGCUGCGGUUAUGUCCUUCACUUAUUCCACCAUUGGUCUUGGCCUCGGAGUUUCCAAAGUUGCAGAAAAUAAAAAAAUCAAGGGAAGCCUUACUGGUAUAAGCAUUGGGAGAGUGACUCAAACUCAGAAAAUAUGGAGGAGCUUUCAAGCACUUGGAGCCAUUGCUUUUGCUUAUUCUUAUUCCCUCAUCCUCAUAGAAAUUCAGGAUACAAUCAAAUCACCACCGGCAGAGCACAAAACCAUGAAAAGAGCAACUUUCAUAAGCGUCGUAACAACAACGGUCUUCUACAUGUUUUGUGGAUGCUUUGGGUAUGCCGCGUUCGGAGACAUGGCCCCUGGAAACCUCCUCACCGGUUUUGGUUUCUACAACCCGUACUGGCUUCUCGACAUUGCCAAUGCUGCCAUUGUGAUCCACCUUGUUGGGGCUUACCAGGUGUAUUGCCAACCCUUAUUCGCAUUCGUAGAAAACACCGCUGCCAGAUACUUCCCAGAAAGCAAAUUCAUCAACAACACCGUCGAUAUCCCGAUCCCAAUCGGUGGAUACAAACCUUACAAACUAAACUUGUUUCGGUUGGUCUGGAGAACCCUCUUUGUGUGCCUAACUACACUUGUAGCAAUGUUGAUGCCAUUCUUCAACGAUGUUGUUGGGAUCUUAGGAGCGUUUGGGUUCUGGCCGCUAACGGUCUAUUUUCCAGUGGAAAUGUACAUUGUUCAGAAGAAGAUCCCGAAAUGGAGUACCCAAUGGGUAUCACUACAAAUCCUUAGUGUUGCAUGUUUGAUAAUAUCGGUAUGCGCGGCCGCUGGUUCAUUUGCCGGAGUGGUUAUUGAUUUGAAGAUCUAUAAGCCAUUCAAGACAAUGUAUUGAUUGAGGAUUAAAAGAAUUGUUCUUGAAAUGAUUUUUAGGAAGGCAAGAAGAUAUGAAUAUGUUCAUGUUCUUGAUAAAACAACCCUAAAGGAGAGGGGGUUGUCAUUCUACCUUUGUGUUUUUGUAUGUACGUAUUUUAUUUUAUGUAUUGGAAUCAAAUCAAUCUCAACAAGUGCAAACUUUUGCUCA
Cynara cardunculus var. scolymus (artichoke) is the source of this 1848-nucleotide messenger RNA. RefSeq names its product amino acid permease 3. The record is from RefSeq and is a predicted model, not a curated record. Bases 205 to 1659 code for a protein of 484 amino acids. The transcript has 6 exons. Gene Ontology annotation, cellular component: plasma membrane. Lineage: Eukaryota; Viridiplantae; Streptophyta; Magnoliopsida; Asterales; Asteraceae.